Pestalotiopsis fici W106-1 is the source of this 852-nucleotide messenger RNA. RefSeq lists its product as uncharacterized. Gene Ontology annotation, cellular component: plasma membrane. The coding region runs from base 1 to 852 and encodes 283 amino acids. The record is from RefSeq and is a predicted model, not a curated record. Gene Ontology annotation, molecular function: acetate transmembrane transporter activity. The transcript is spliced from 3 exons. Lineage: Eukaryota; Fungi; Ascomycota; Sordariomycetes; Amphisphaeriales; Sporocadaceae.
AUGGCCACCACUACAGAGAGCCAUCAACAGGCUGACCUGGAAAAGUCCAUCACAACUGGCACAAAUGGUGGUGAUAUUGGCGACACAACCAGACGCUACGACUAUGGAGGAAACCCCAUGACCCAUAUACACUCGGGAGCCGACGCGAGGCUGGCUGCCUUUGGAGGAGAGUUUCAACCCGGUCUGUACAAGCCGACGACGCACAGGAAGUUUGCCAAUCCCGCGCCUCUCGGUCUGUCGGCUUUUGCCCUGACGACUUUUGUCCUCUCUCUCAUCAAUGUCAAUGCCCGUGGCGUUGCCGAGCCAAACAUUGUUCUGUCCCUGGCUUUUGGAUACGGAGGUCUGGUUCAAUUGCUGGCCGGCAUGUGGGAAAUGGCUGUAGGAAACACAUUUGGUGCCACUGCACUUUCAUCCUACGGCGGCUUCUGGAUCGCCUAUGCCAUCCUGCUGACGCCGGGCUUCUCUGCCCUGUCGCCGUACACGGAAGCCGCCGACGAGGCGUCAGCCCUGGGCUUUUUCCUGACGGGCUGGUUCAUCUUUACCUUUAUCCUGUUCAUCCUGACCCUGAAGUCGACUGUCAUGUUUUGCAUGCUCUUCUUCACCCUCGACCUCGCCUUUCUCAUGCUCGCGUGCGGCGAGUUCGCCGCGGCCAACGGCAACGCGGCCUCGUCGCUCACGCUCAAGCACGCCGGCGGCGGCUUUGGUCUCUUGGCUGCCUUCUUGGCGUGGUAUAAUGCCUUUGCCGGUAUGGCAGAUAAGAGCAACUCGUUCUUCCUUAUUCCCGUCAUUCACUUCCCCUGGUCAGACAAGGGCCGUGAGCAGCGUGGCAAGACUCCUCGUGAGCAAGUCUAA